Molecule: messenger RNA, 477 nt
Organism: Caenorhabditis briggsae
Lineage: Eukaryota; Metazoa; Nematoda; Chromadorea; Rhabditida; Rhabditidae
Exons: 4
Coding region: 1-477 (158 amino acids)
Source: RefSeq, a predicted model, not a curated record
AUGUCCCAACAAUUCCGAGACGUCGUCAGACAGAUGUUCACUGGCAAAAUGCUCACUCAUGCUAUCCGUGAUAAGGAUAAUUCAACGACAUUGCAAUUGGUCCAAGGAGUCAAUGAUCACAGUGACGAUAAACGUCAAUCGGUUGUUUUGUGUUCCACCAACGGAACUCUGGUCUCUAGUCUUCCGGAGGAUCGAGGAGUGAAAACGAAAGACAAGGCCGUCCAAUGUAAUCCCGACUUCUUCGAUGAAGAAAAUGAAGUCCCAUUCGAUCCAUUUCUUGCCGAUCUAGCCAUUAUUGUUGAAGGGCCUGGCUCCCCUAUGCGUAUCAAAAAUACAGAAUCCACAUUUGAUUGCUUAACCCAAUGCAGUACCGAAAUGGACAAUCAAAUGUUCAUUAAGCGAAAAAGCUCAUUACUUCGUGCCGCCCUCAAGAAAAAUCAGCAAUUGUCGGCGAUGGUGGCUCGUGUGUCCUCUUAA